Messenger RNA from Brassica napus (rape), 684 nucleotides. RefSeq names its product late embryogenesis abundant protein 49-like. NCBI's taxonomy places the organism in Eukaryota, Viridiplantae, Streptophyta, Magnoliopsida, Brassicales, Brassicaceae. The record is from RefSeq and is a predicted model, not a curated record. Bases 13 to 240 code for a protein of 75 amino acids. The transcript is spliced from 2 exons.
AAUACUUAAAAAAUGACUGCAUCAAAGGAUGGUGCUAGUUUCACCAACAUCUCUGUAGAGGAGCACUUUAGGGUCUCUCAAUCAAAUCACGGUGGACAGUUUGUAGGUCCCACAGAAGAAUUUUCCACGGCGGCUAAUGCCCUUAUCGGGAGGUCGGCAAGAUUGACGGAGGCUCUCAAAGCAGCAUCCAUUAACGUCGGCUACAAGCCUGUGGAAACCAGAGACUUCGAGCAUGAUUAACCUGGGGUUCUUAGGAUGGUUCUUAACUUCUGCUAAGAACCCCAUUCUAAGAACCCCGGGUUAAUCAUGGUCUUAGCUGCCAUAAAAGAGGUGGAAGCUAGAGCUACUGGAGAGAGCGGCGGUAGUAUAACAGCCGUGGCAAAUGAGGCGGUUACUCGUAACAAAAAGAUAGGUAAAGAAGAUGAGAAUAAGAUUCAUCUGCGCGAUAUUAUCGCGGAGAUUGAUGUGAAGAUAACAAGAGAUAGAUCAGUAACAAGUGAAGACGCGGAAGCAGUGGUUCAGGCUGAGCUCACUCAUCCUCCCUACAACCAUAUUAUUCCUGGAGGCGUCGCUGAGUCUGUCACUGCAGCUUAUAGAUUAAAUCGCAGUCCCUCUCUAUGAUAUUAAUUUGCAAUAUCUAUAUAACGGUUACAUAUUAUAUAUGGUCUAAUGACUUUUAUUGCC